This is a messenger RNA of Priapulus caudatus, 1249 nucleotides long. RefSeq names its product 28S ribosomal protein S17, mitochondrial-like. The record is from RefSeq and is a predicted model, not a curated record. The transcript is spliced from 3 exons. The coding region runs from base 92 to 625 and encodes 177 amino acids. Gene Ontology annotation, molecular function: structural constituent of ribosome. Gene Ontology annotation, cellular component: mitochondrial small ribosomal subunit. Gene Ontology annotation, biological process: mitochondrial translation. NCBI's taxonomy places the organism in Eukaryota, Metazoa, Priapulida, Priapulimorpha, Priapulimorphida, Priapulidae.
ACAGGCAUCACUGUGCGAUUUCGGUACAGCACCCGCAUCCUGUUUGUCAUGCGAUGAAAUAUUGAGAUUAUUUUAUACUGAUUUUCUGAAAAUGGCCAAAAGAAAUCUAAAGGAGAUAUUUGAGAAGAGCAAAAAAGUAAUACCGCCUGCUUGGACCAUGGAAGAAACCUUCAAAGAUGUGCACCUCGUGCUUGGGCAGGUUGUGGAGUUUCCAAAAGAAAACGAGGCGAAAGUCCGUGUGAUUAAAAAUGCGUUUGACCGCAACCUUCACAUGUACUUCAAGAAAAGGAAAGACUAUCAUGCUGCCCUAAAUCUCCAGGAUCACACCAUUAAAAUUGGCGAUGUUGUACUUAUACGGCAGCUGUCAGAACGUAUUACAUUGGACGUGACACACAUUGUGGAAAAGGUUGUUUAUCCUCUCGGGGCGGUGACCGACCCAAUAACUGGGAAGCCUGUUGCGGCAGGCAGAUUUAAGGAGCACCAGGAAGAAAUCAGUUUGAUAUCAAUUGGGGAUAAACUAUCUAGGGCUGCUAUGGAUGGAUUAUCUAAAGAAGCAAACAGAAAGAUUAACAGUGACUCAUCAAAUACAGCAUUGGAUCAUAGCACAACAACAAAGGUCAGCUAACAACGAUUUUCAAGCCAUUCAAGGGAACCAUUGCACCCCAAACAGUGUGUACAUUAGAGGCCUGAUCAGUUACACCGCCAUACGGUCGGCCACAUGUAAAUUUAUGCAUUGCACAGUAAAUGUUACUAAGAGCUGCUGCAGAGAUGAGAACUGGGAAUUUUUGUGUUUCUGUACUGGGUCAUGGCACAGAGGUAAUAGCUCUGUGAGAGUAAAAUCUUCAUAUAUUGUUGUCACAAAAAGAUUUUUCUGCACACUGCACGAAUUCUAAAAACUUUGCAUGCCAGUUUCGUCUAGUCAUUCUUACUGGUAUAGGGGCUUGGUUCGAUUCUCAAGUCCUCAGUUGGCAUUGUUUCAUAUUCUUGAUAGCAUGAAUCUGGUAAAUAUACUAAAUAUGUAAUGUACAGUUUAACAUGUUAACAGAUACAAGUUAAAUGUUGUAAUAUACAGCUGUUGUGCAACUGAUUGUGCUUUUGUCAGAUCCUGAACACAAGAAAUGAAUGCUCAAGUACCAGUGUUCGUCAUUAUUAUUGCAAUUUUUAUACAUACCAGACUCCCUAAGUAUUAAGGUGUACCGUGUAACAUGACCCCAGCUUUCACAAUUAUUAAAGAAUUACAGUGAGUACA